UAAAAUCUACCCGAAUCCGAGUGCGAAACCCUCGGCCUGAUCGGGCGAGGCCGGCGCAAUUGACACCCCUCUUGCCUCACAUCAGGUAAGGUUUGGAAAAAGAAAGUACACAGGUUUUCGCGGAGAGUCCUUGUUAGCUUGUUUGAUCAAAGAUCAGCCGAAGUUAGGGUCUGAGAGAGCGGCGAUUCUUGAGAUGGAGGAGGAAAACAAAGAGGUGAAGUCAUUUAAGGAUUUGGGAUUGCGGGAGGAGUUGGUGCAGGCAUGCGAUAGAUUGGGAUGGCAGAAGCCGUCGAAGAUUCAGGCAGAAGCCAUCCCCUUCGCUCUUGAAGGGAAAGACGUGAUCGGACUUGCUCAAACUGGUUCCGGCAAAACUGGAGCUUUUGCGCUGCCAAUUUUGCAAGCACUCCUGGAUUACGUCAAUAAUCCAGAACCUAAGAAAGGGCGAAACCCCGACCCAGCAUUCUUCGCCUGUGUUCUAUCUCCAACUCGAGAGUUAGCUAUUCAGAUUGCUGAGCAGUUUGAAGCUCUAGGAUCUGAUAUAAGUCUUAGGUGUGCUGUGCUUGUUGGAGGCGUAGACAGGAUACAACAAGCUAUUGUACUUGGGAAAAGGCCUCAUGUCAUCGUUGCAACCCCUGGUCGUCUUUGGGACCAUAUGUCUGAUACAAAAGGCUUUUCUCUGAGGACUUUAAAAUAUCUGGUUCUAGAUGAAGCAGACAGACUGCUAAAUGAGGAUUUCGAAAAAUCCCUUGACAUGAUUUUGGAAGAGAUCCCUCGGGAGCGGAAAACAUUCCUCUUUUCUGCUACAAUGACCAAAAAGGUCCGGAAGCUCCAAAGAGCAUGUCUAAGGAAUCCUGUGAAGAUUGAAGCCGAUUCCAAAUACUCUACAGUUGAGACUCUAAAGCAGCAGUACCGAUUUGUUCCAGCCAAAUAUAAAGAUUGCUAUCUUGUAUACAUGCUGAGUGAAAUUUCUGGAUCCACAUCAAUGGUCUUCACCCGAACAUGCGACAGUACUCGCUUUUUGGCCUUGAUGCUCCGAAACCUUGGUUUUAGAGCCAUUCCUAUCAGUGGUCAAAUGACCCAGUCAAAGAGAUUAGGAGCCCUGAACAAGUUCAAAGCUGGGGAGUGUAACAUCCUUGUUUGUACUGAUGUGGCUAGCCGAGGGCUUGAUAUUCCAUCAGUUGAUGCGGUUAUUAAUUAUGAUAUUCCGAUGAACUCAAAGGAUUACAUCCACAGAGUUGGUAGAACUGCACGUGCUGGACGAUCUGGAGUUGCAAUAUCUCUGUUAAACCAGUAUGAGCUGGAAUGGUACUUACAAAUAGAAAAACUAAUUGGCAAGAAAUUACCAGAGUACGCAGCAGAAGAAGAGGAAGUUUUGUCACUGUUGGAGAGAGUCACGGAAGCCAAAAGAUUAUCACAAAUGAAAAUCAAAGAGUCAGGAGGUAAAAAGAGGAGAAAGGGAGGAGAAGAUGAGGGCGAGACAGAGAGAUUCUUGGGAACAAGGGACAAGAAAUCAUCAAAGAAGUUUAAAAGAUGAACGAUGCGCGUUGUAACAAAGGCACAUCUCAGUGACCAACCCACCAAAAUUUUGAUAUCAUGGACACCUAACCUAACAAGUUUCAAAACCUGUCUCUUGUCUGAUUUAUGAACAUUGUCUGUCAGAUCAAAAACCUUGUAUAAAGCUUUUUCUCGUGUUAAUGUUUUUUCGCCUAGGAAAUGGUAGUCUUCUUUCUUAAUAAAAAAAAUGCUCAAAUGCUCGUGUGUUCCUAA
This is a messenger RNA of Tarenaya hassleriana, 1767 nucleotides long. Its product is annotated as DEAD-box ATP-dependent RNA helicase 10. Gene Ontology annotation, molecular function: ATP binding; RNA helicase activity; nucleic acid binding. The coding region runs from base 194 to 1534 and encodes 446 amino acids. The transcript is spliced from 13 exons. The record is from RefSeq and is a predicted model, not a curated record. NCBI's taxonomy places the organism in Eukaryota, Viridiplantae, Streptophyta, Magnoliopsida, Brassicales, Cleomaceae.